AUAACUUAAUUGAAUAUGUAUUUAGUUUAAUAUAAUUAUAUUUAGUUGUAUCAAAAUGUGAAAAUCCAGUUGAUUUAAGUGCAUCAUUAUUUGAUUCAUUAUUAUCAUCAAAUAUAUCUAUAAAUUCUAAUAUAUAUAAAGAUAAAAUAAUAAAUCUUGAUGGUUUUGAUAUAAAAAGUAUUGAAUGGAAUACAUUUAUGAAUUUAAAUAAACCAGUUCGAACAAUAAUACUUUCAUCAAAUUGUUUAUCUUAUUUACCAAAUAAAAUUUUUGAAGAAUUUAGUAAAAAUUUAAUUAAUCUUAAUUUACAAAAAAAUGAAUUUAAUAGUUUAAAUAAUAAUUAUUUUUUACGUUAUCUUGAAGAAUUACGUUUACUUGAUUUAAGUAAAAAUAAAAUCAAUGAAAUAUUUAAAGAAGAUUUUAAUGGUCUAAAACGUUUAAAUACAUUAAUAUUACGUGAAAAUAAAAUUUCAAAAUUAUCAUCAAAUUUAUUUAUAAAUUGUCGAAAAGUUCGAACACUUGAUUUAUCUGAUAAUAAUAUAUCAAUUAUUGAUUCAAAUACAUUUAAUUUAUUAAAUAAAUUAAAAAUACUUUUAUUAAAUAAUAAUCCAUUAAGAGAAUAUUUAUUAACAAAUUAUUUAUUAAAACCAUUAAUAAAUCUUGAAUAUAUUGAUCUUGAAAAUACUCAACUUAAAAAUCUUUUACCUUUUUUAUUUAUUUCAAAUAAAAAAUUAAAAUCAAUUAAAUUAAGACGAAAUUUUUUUCAAAAUCAAAUUUAUUCAAAUUCAAAUUCAACAUUAACAAAAACAUUUUGUGGUGCUAAUUCAUUAAUUGAAAUUGAUCUUGUUAAUACAAAUAUAAAUACACUUGAUAUAUGUAGUUAUCAUCAAAUUCCAACAUUACGUCGUCUUUAUUUAAUGAAUAAUCCACUUGAUUGUACAUGUGAUUUAUUUUAUUUAAAAUAUGGAGAUAUUUAUCGACUUUUAUUUGUUGAUUCAAAUGAUAAUUAUCAAACAAAUAUUAAUAUUGAUAUUUAUCUUAAUCGUUGGAUAUCAAGACCUGAACUUCGUCGACAUUUAGAAAAUUCUUUUUUACGUGGAGAUAUUCAUCGUUUACCUAUUGAUUUAUCUUUAUUUGCUCGUUGUCAAACACCAAUAGAAUGGAAUGGUUAUGAACUUUAUAAUAUUACUGGAAUUUAUAAUCAAUGUAAAUAUAGAUGGUUUCAUAUUGAACAACAAUGUAAUAAUUAUUGUCUUAUUAAUAAUCAUAUUGAACUUUAUCAUACAAAUAUUAAGUCGAUUUCAUCAACAUUUAUUCAAUAUAAACUUUUUUUUAUUGGAUUAAUCAUUUUUAUUUAUUUAUAA
This is a messenger RNA of Rotaria sordida, 1364 nucleotides long. NCBI's taxonomy places the organism in Eukaryota, Metazoa, Rotifera, Eurotatoria, Philodinida, Philodinidae. The record is from the annotation of a GenBank genome assembly.